Lodderomyces orthopsilosis Co 90-125 is the source of this 3000-nucleotide messenger RNA. RefSeq names its product War1p (gene WAR1). The record is from RefSeq and is a predicted model, not a curated record. The transcript has a single exon. Gene Ontology annotation, biological process: regulation of DNA-templated transcription. NCBI's taxonomy places the organism in Eukaryota, Fungi, Ascomycota, Pichiomycetes, Serinales, Debaryomycetaceae. Gene Ontology annotation, cellular component: nucleus. Gene Ontology annotation, molecular function: zinc ion binding; DNA-binding transcription factor activity, RNA polymerase II-specific; transcription cis-regulatory region binding. Bases 1 to 3000 code for a protein of 999 amino acids.
AUGUCGGUUAUAAGCAACGGUGGAGCAUCGAUUGAGUACUCUUCAUCAUCACCAAACACAUCAACUACAAACACACAAAAUAUUGCAGGGAAUUCCAAUAUCACACCAGUCAAGAAUGAAGCUGGGUUAGCGUCACCAAAUGAGAAUAGAGGAUUCGAGCAUCAAGGAUCUGAGGAUGACGACAUUGAUCAAGAUCAUGAAUUCCAUUCGGAUCUGUCUCAAAACCGCCAGUCCAAUAAAAGAUCGAAAGUGACUAGAAGAUCAAUUGCUUGUAAGAGUUGUCAUGCUUUGAAGGUAAAGUGUACUCCGUCAGACCCUCUGGAUCCAGGUAAACCUUGCAUCAGAUGCCUUAACGCCAAUAGAAAGUGUGAAAUUGAUCUUAACCAAACAAGAAAAAGAAGGAAAAAAUCAGAGAUCUUAGAAGCUAAGAAAAGAGAGGCUGAAGAAAAGCUGAAACUAGAAGAGGCUGAAUUGAGCAGUAAUGAAACUCCAUCAAAGAGUAACAAAGAAACCCCCAAAAGGAAAAGUGUCGGAGAAACUCAUUCAAAGAUUCCUUCUCCUACAAAGUCAAAAGUUUCGUCUCAAAUUCGUCAAAACUCAACCAUUCCGCCAAUACCAAGCAACUUGAACCCAAUCAAUACCCAAGCACAUAACCCAUCGAAAUCGAUAAGUGAUGGUGUAAAUACUCAGUCCAAUUUGUCGUCACCCCAUAUGCUGAAAGACGAGGAGAUUUUUAGCUUGAAACAGAGGAUCCUUACACUAGAGACACAAUUGAAUCAUAGAAACCAUUUUCAUAGAAAAACGCUUUCAGAAUUUCAAUCAGAGUCUCCAUCAGAGAUGUUUUCUCCACCAUUUGUAUCCAAAUCAGAUCUUGAACAAGAGAUAACCACUUUGGCAGAAUCCUCGUCGAAAUUGACUGAUUUAACGAAUGAACUAAAUAAUUUGGCUAAUAGAAGGACUAGAAUGUUGAAAAGCAAUACCCCACCUGAUGUUGUUUCCAAAGGAUUACUAACUCUCUCAGAAGCUGAGAGAAGAUUACAGUUGUACAGAAGCAGAAUCCUUGGAUUUUUGCCCUUCAUAGACGUACCAACUGAUGUCACUGCAGAUACUUUGCGGACCGAACAACCUUUUUUGUUUAAUGCGGUGAUGGCAGCUAGUAAUACAGUCAGCUCCACUCUGUCUGAGACGGAAAUUGACCAUGCUUUGGCGUUGGACAAUGAAGCAAUCCGGUCUGUUUGUGACGAGGUAAUGGUUGUUGGAAGAAAGUCAGUGGAGUUGGUUAAAAGUAUGCUUAUCUUGACUUUAUAUUACAACUCACCAGAGUUGUUCCGACAACGUCGAUACCAUUUGCUAAACAAUAUUUGUGUGUCACUUUUGCACGACUUGGGAAUUGUGGCAAGACCUUCGUAUUCAUUUGACAAUAACGACGGUUCAUUGAAACAAAAUCCAGAACAGGAAACAGGCGACGAGUACAAGUCAAUAGUAUUGAUCAUAUAUUUCAGUACCGUGAGUAUAUGUCUUAUACUUAGAAGGGCUAUAUAUAUCAAGUGGACGCCAUAUGUUGAAGAGUGUUGCGUAGCGCUCGAAAAUUCGUCAGAGUUAAAAUACAGAAAGUUGGCACUAUUUGCCAGGAUAAACGCCGCUUUGGAAAAAAUACAUCAUAUCAUUCACUCGCCGGAAAUUGGAGAUAAAAGGGUUUCCACCUCCCAAUAUAUGAUUCAAGAGUUGCAAAGGCAAUUGACUGAGUUGAGGAAUAAGAUCGAUGAUGACAACCAUGUGUUUUUGUCGUACUUAUAUUCAGUGGAGGCCUACUUACAUGAGCCUAAUUUGGGUAAUAUUUUCAAGCCAGAAGAGUCUCAACUAAGCUCGAUGGCCGUCAAGGCUAUAUCAAACUGUACCAAUUCUUGUCUUUCGGCGUUGAAUGAAUAUAACAAGUUAACUUCAGACCAGAUUGCACAAAUGCCAUUGGCUUUUAGCUCCAGAGUUAUGUAUACCGGUGGAAUGUUGCUUCGGUUGCGGUUCUUAAUUUUGUCCCUCCCCUCACAUAUCGAGAAAGAUUUGGUGCCUCGUGACGCAGUUAUAUCCAUUCAAAGAGUAAGUAAUUUGGUAGAACAGGCCCAUAAUCAGCAUUCGACAAACCAUUUGUUGAAAAAGACAAGAUUGGUGUUGCAAUUGUUUAUUCAAACAUACGCCACUCAAGUGAAUGAUUUACUACGCAAGAAUGGUGAAACACCACAAAAUUUUAAACCAACAAAUCAAGAUGCUGUAGAGCUAAAGAGGGUUGCAUCAAAUUUCGAAGAUUCAAGGGGCAAGCUGGCUUUGAUGAGAGACGAGCUGCACAGUGUUCCCUUAGAUAUUCUUUCGUAUGCAGCAUCCUACCGACGCGAAGGAAAUCCAGGAGAACGCCCACGUACAGUUCCUGAGUCAAAGGAGGACGUUGGAACUUCAACCACUUUUGCUCCUCAACCCGUUGGCUCACAAGUUCCAUUUACAUCGGCAGGAAAUACUCCAAUUAACCCGGUAACUUCGCCUCCACCGUCUUCUAUUCCAUUCCAGCCCCAACAACCACAGACACUUCAACCUUCCCAACAAAUUCAACAACAGUCACUUUUGCAGCAUACAUCAAAUGGUGAGUCAGGCUUAGCGUCGGCUGUUGGCCCAGCCGCCACUUCCUUGACCAAUAUUUAUGAUCCGGCGACACAACAUACGGGACUUACCCCAGGAAAUUUUGACUACAGACAAUUUAAAAUCCCACUGUUAUCAAACCUCUCUGGGAUUGACCACGCAGCAAGUAACACAUUCAAUAACAAUGGCAACAACAACCACCAAAUUUUCAACCCAAACCUAGCCAACCCAGACCAAUUGGAGAAUUCGUACCUGGUGUUGAAUGAUGAGUUUUGGUCGAAUUUAUUGAGUACGGAUUCUACAGAUAGAAUAAACUUUUGCAGUAAUAACACCAAUUGGAAUCAGAUGAAAGAUGAGGUAUUUUUUAUGGAUUAG